GGGCUGGCCCGUGGUUGUCACGUGACACCUCUGACUUGCGAGUGCUAGCCAGGCAACCGUCCUAGAGACUGACGCCGCUGGCCACACCAUGAACGUGAUCUACCCGCUGGCGGUGCCCAAGGGGCGCCGGCUCUGCUGUGAGGUGUGCGAAGCCCCGGCUGAGCGGAUGUGCACGGCCUGUACAGUCACUUAUUACUGUGGUCCUGUGCAUCAGAAGGCUGACUGGGGCAGCAUCCAUGCAAAGAUAUGCCAGCUGCUGAUCCCUCUGCGCACCAGCAUGCCCUUCUUCAACUCAGAGGAGGAGAGGCAGCAUGGUCUGCAGCAGCUGCAGAGGCGGCAGGAGCACUUGAUUGAAUUCUGCUACACUGUUGCCCAGAAAUAUCUCUUUGAAGGAAGACAUGAAGAUGCCGUCCCUGCAGCUUUGCACUCCCUUCGCUUCCGCAUGAAUGUGCAUGGCCUGAGCUCAGUCGAGCUUGUGCCUGCUUACCUGCUCCUGGCUGAGGCCAGCCUUGGUCUGGGCCGGAUAGUGCAGGCUGAAGAAUAUCUAUCCCAAGCUCAAUGGACAGUCCUCAAGUCAACUGACUGUAGUAACGCCACCCACUCUUUACUGCAUCGGAACCUGGGCCUUCUCUACAUAGCCAAGAAGAACCUCGAGGAAGCCCGGUACCAUCUGGCUAAUGAUAUUUAUUUUGCCAGUUGUGCAUUUGGGACAGAAGACGUCAGGACCUCAGGAGGCUACUUCCACCUGGCCAACAUUUUCUAUAGCCUUAAGAAAAUGGAGCUGGCUGACACACUGUAUACAAAGGUCUCGGAGAUUUGGUACACAUAUCUGAGCAGUCACUAUCAAGCCCUCUUGCAUGCUCGUACCCAACAGACAGAUUUACUGGGCAAACAGUUUAUGAAUGACACCGGCUUGGAUGAAGCCCAGGAAGCAGAAGCCAUUCGGAUCCUAACUUCAAUCCUGAUCAUUCAGGAAUCUACUUCCACUCAAGCGCCCCAAAAAGGCAUCCUUAUUCUUAAGACUCUGGGCAUACUUUACUAUCUGAUGUUGGAGUUUUCAAAGGUGUGGGCCUGCUUUGCUUCUGCUCUUGGAGUAUCCAGGCACCAACAUGGACCUGGCUGGAAGGAAGGGAAAGAGACUUGUCUGGGUGGUUGACUUCCCGGGUCCUUGGUCCAGCCUAGUGAGUGCUCGGGGAGAAAGCCUUCUCCGUGAAGAUUUUCAGUGUUACAGCUCUUCUCUACAGCUCUUCUCUACCGUGGGACGGGGACAUGACAUGGCUUUUCUAGACGAUGUUCUGUGAAAGAGCCCCUCUUUACUUGUAGGUAACCGGCUAUAUAAACCUUGGGGAGUGGGUAGGGGUUUGUGGGAGAUUAUAUACAUUAUAGGCUGGGGCUGAGGGGCUGGGCAUGCUUUAUCUGCAUGAAGAGGGAUUCCAGGUACUUUGGCCAUCAAGGCUGAUGAAGGUGGAGGAAGUGGGGAGGUCAGGGCUACAAAGGCAUGCAGGCCUAGAACAACUAGGGAGUGAUCCUUACUCUUGUUGGUCUCAAGAUGAGAUUGGACACAUCCUAACCUCACUCUUGCUUCAGGCCCAUGUUGUGCCCACCCUGCCACCCACCUCCCACCCACACCCACCCUCCUACCCUCUACUCUCCCACCCCCAUGCUCCCUUGACCCACACUCAGGAGGUAGAGACAGUAGGACCAUAAAUUCAAGGUCAUUCUCAACUAUACAGCAAGUUUGAGGUCAGUCUGGGCUAUGAGAGAACCUGUCUCAAAAUAACCCCUAGUAUCAUCGUGUUUUUCUUAUCGUGCUGUCUGUCUUUCCUGUUCUGUGUAUGGUUCACAAGGACACGGGUUUCUGUCUGCGUCCCCUGGCAGAUAGCAGCCAUCUGAUAACGAGAAAAGGGCAAAGGGGAUAGAAACCAGAGACUGCCCUGAGGUAGAUAGCCCACGAAGCCUCUGUCCAAGUCAGAACUCAGGGCCCCAAGGUCUCCGGGACAUUCUGCUUCUGGCACCUGUGAGCCCUCUGCCUCCUGGUUCUGCUCCACGGCUUAAGACCAUCCCGGCUAGUUCUCACUCUGCUAAGGAGGUCUACCUGCCUGUCACUUUCUGGUCAAGUCAGGUGAGCUUUCCCUGGCUGGGGAGAGAAGGCGAUCGAUCGAUCUCUCCCCAGUUUCUGAGCUAAGCACAAAAUCCUUUCUCAUUGUUACUCUUCCCUGUGGCAGCUUCCACUCAGCACUGCAAUUCUGUUUCAGGCGAAGGAAUAUGCCACGAAAGCCCUCAGUCUAGCUGAGGUGUAUCUCAGUGAGGAGGAGCAAGGGGUUAUUCAAGAGUUGCUGAGUGCCAUCUUGGCUGAGGAGAAGCAGCUCACGACCUAGAGGCCACCUUGCUGGUGCUGCCGUGGGCUGUGGGCUGUGGGCUGUGGGCUGACUAGUGGUGCAGAGCUGCUCACAGGUCCUCUGGCCUGCUCCCACCCCUCCCUGGGGACCGCCUGAGGGGCUGUGAUCCUGUCAGCUGGUGACCUAGAGCUUUGGGCGCAGUGUUCAAUAAAAUUUGUUUAUCAUGA
Rattus norvegicus (Norway rat) is the source of this 2566-nucleotide messenger RNA. The record is from RefSeq and is a predicted model, not a curated record. NCBI's taxonomy places the organism in Eukaryota, Metazoa, Chordata, Mammalia, Rodentia, Muridae.